AUGGCGGGCAAUUCCUCCCACCCUAUCCACAUUCACCCGGUUCGGCCGCUCUACCGUUUCACUGCGACUGCUUUGGGCGCUAGCAUGUGGUUCUUCCUCAUGUACCGCGCCAAGAAGGAUGGUGCCGCUCUGUUGGGCUGGAAGCACCCUUGGGACCACUGA
Penicillium digitatum Pd1 is the source of this 162-nucleotide messenger RNA. RefSeq lists its product as uncharacterized. The record is from RefSeq and is a predicted model, not a curated record. NCBI's taxonomy places the organism in Eukaryota, Fungi, Ascomycota, Eurotiomycetes, Eurotiales, Aspergillaceae. Gene Ontology annotation, cellular component: mitochondrial inner membrane.